AUGAUUGCACUCAAACUUGCUCUUAUAUCAUUGGCGGCUGCAUCUCCUGUUAUGGUAGAAGUACGGCAGGACACUGGAGGCUUCCAGAAGGAGAUGUUGGCCUCCCACAACUUCUAUCGCUACCAACAUGGAGCCAAAGAUUUGAUUUGGGAUGAUGGUCUUGCCAAAUCUGCACAAGGCUGGGCGGAUACUUGCAACAUAUACCACGAGGGAACCUGGGCGCAGGGUAUUGGAGAGAACCUUGCUUGGAGGUGGCCAUUCAUUAACUGGGCCGCCUUUGUGAACUCAUGGGGUGUCGAACGGUUGCAAUACAACUGGAACACCCCUGGGUCUCAGGAUGCUGCUGGUCAUUUCACCCAACUGGUAUGGAAGCAGACGACCAAAGUUGGGUGUGGCUGGAAGCUCUGUAAUGGCUAUCUUUACUACCUCGUUUGCAGAUAUAGCCCUGCCGGCAACGACUGGGGUUUAGGGCAGUUUGAGGCAAACGUGGCGCCUCAAAUUCAUGGUAGCCCGACUGAUGUGUAUAAGUAG
Pochonia chlamydosporia 170 is the source of this 531-nucleotide messenger RNA. RefSeq names its product cysteine-rich secretory protein family domain-containing protein. NCBI's taxonomy places the organism in Eukaryota, Fungi, Ascomycota, Sordariomycetes, Hypocreales, Clavicipitaceae. The record is from RefSeq and is a predicted model, not a curated record. Bases 1 to 531 code for a protein of 176 amino acids. The transcript is spliced from 2 exons. Gene Ontology annotation, cellular component: extracellular region.